Messenger RNA from Candidula unifasciata, 681 nucleotides. The record is from the annotation of a GenBank genome assembly. Lineage: Eukaryota; Metazoa; Mollusca; Gastropoda; Stylommatophora; Geomitridae.
AUGAACGGCUGGGUGAGACAUAAAGAACCGACUAGCUUCAAAUGUUGUCUGUUACGUUCAUCACCUAAUGGGGCAUUGGUGGACGAUGUUCUGACGGAAGUCAGGUCUUAUACGUAUCACAUCUAUAUUCAAUGGAUAGUUGACCGGCAGAACGCUGAGUUCUCCUGUUCUGUGUCCAGUACGCAAAUUACUGCAAUCGGUGACGCUAAUUUCAGCUACGUGACUUUCGCUAAAGACUCAUGUCUGAAGGCUCCUGUCGUAGUCUUGCCAAUACUACACCCUCAGCCAGUGCCCAACUCCGUCUGUGUUUGUCUAAAAAUCACGUAUGGAGAUCUGAAGCCGGAAAAGGUGAUUGAGUGGUUCGAGUAUACGCGACACAUGGGCACCACUAAAGUGUUUACCUACUAUGCUGAAGUAACACCACGAGUGUUAAAAGUACUGCAGUACUAUCAGAGUAUCGGAUUUCUAGAAAUGUUGCCUAUGGAGGCAUCGGUAUCCGCAGAUGGCCAGAAAAGAACAUUAGCACAGCCAAGAUUUGAGCAACAAGCAUGGGUGGAUGAAGUCAUGGCUGCCAAUGACUGUAAGUACAGAAUGGCCAAGUAUGACUUCAUCAUCAUCAUGGAUAUGGACGAGAUCAUUGUGCCUAAAGGAAACAUGACUUCAUAUUUUGACAUAUUGCAG